Molecule: messenger RNA, 978 nt
Organism: Lactuca saligna
Lineage: Eukaryota; Viridiplantae; Streptophyta; Magnoliopsida; Asterales; Asteraceae
Source: the annotation of a GenBank genome assembly
AUGCAGGUCUUGUCUGAGUACCUCCAACUUCUGGAUAGCUUAUCAGUGCUAUCAGCUAUACAAGAGAUGAGUCGUGGUGUGGAGAUAUGGCUGGGAAGAACUCUACAGAAGUUGGACUCACUUUUAUUGGGUAGGAUGUUGAACACAACAGGGGAGGAUGUUGAAGACAACCCUAUGGCUGUUGAAGUUGAUAAAUCUGAUAUUUUUGGUCUUACAUGGAUGAAAGUUCCAUGGACUAAUCAGCUUGCUUUUAGAAUCAAAGAUGGUUUGAAGUACAAGUUCAUUGGUUUUCGUGAUCAGGAUGUUAUUAGCCUGACCAACUUUAUCCAGAACUCCUGUGGGUUAACAACAGAAGAGAAACAACUUUCUAUUAGUGGGAAAAACUGGGGAAAAGUUGAUUUAAAUGGCAAUAUGCUGUCUUUUCUUGUUGGUUCAAAGCAAGCAUUUGAAGUCUCCUUAGCUGAUGUCUCCCAAACACAGCUACAAGGAAAGAAUGAUGUCAUAUUGGAAUUCCAUGUGGAUGACACAACUGGUGCAAAUGAGAAAGAUUCUUUGAUGGAGAUAAGUUUUCAAUUGAAGCCUUCUUAUGUUUUUUCCUCUCAUCUAUCUUUUAAUGUUGUUCAGAUUAAUCCAGGUCAACUUAAAGUUCAUCCAGGUGGUAUAUUAUGGAAGAAACAAGGAGGUGGUAAGGCUGUUGAAGUUGAUAAAUCUGAUAUUUCUGGUCUUACAUGGAUGAAAGUUCCACGGACUAAUCAGCUUGCUGUUAGAAUCAAAGAUGGUUUGAAGUACAAGUUCACUGGUUUUCGUGAUCAGGAUGUUAUUAGCCUGACCAACUUUUUCCAGAACUCCUGUGGGUUAACAAUAGAAGAGAAACAGCCCAUGACUUUUUAUGAUGAUAUCACAACAAUCCUGAGCAGUAUCAAUCUUAAUGGAUCCAUACAACCCAUGAGUUUUUCUGAUGAUAUCACAACAAUCUAA